Molecule: messenger RNA, 1014 nt
Organism: Aspergillus tanneri
Lineage: Eukaryota; Fungi; Ascomycota; Eurotiomycetes; Eurotiales; Aspergillaceae
Product: SDR family oxidoreductase
Exons: 5
Coding region: 1-1014 (337 amino acids)
Biological process (GO): fatty acid catabolic process
Molecular function (GO): 2,4-dienoyl-CoA reductase (NADPH) activity
Source: RefSeq, a predicted model, not a curated record
AUGUCUCUCCCCAAGGUGGAUUAUCUAAGUGAUACCUGGAAGGAUGGCUUGUUUAGUAUGUCCAGCGAUUCCGAGCCCCCUUCUUCUCAGCCAUUGGCUCUGACCCCUGCCAUAGCAAAUAAGGUGGUAUUCUGUACCGGUGGAGCGGGUACGAUUUGCAGUGCUCAGGUCCGCGCCCUGGUCCACCUAGGGGCCAACGCCUGUAUCGUGGGGAGAAAUGUCGAGAAGACCGAAGCAGCCGCCCGUGACAUUGCCACGGCUCGUUCGGGGUCCAAAGUUAUUGGCAUCGGGGCCGUUGACGUUCGCCAGAUCGAGAGCCUCCAGAAUGCUGUGGAUCGCUGCGUUCAGAAGCUCGGUGGUAUUGAUUUUGUCAUCGCUGGAGCGGCGGGCAAUUUCCUCGCCUCAAUCAACCAAUUGUCGCCCAAUGCCUUCAAGUCCGUCAUGGAUAUUGAUGUCCUAGGGUCUUACAACACGCUCAAGACAACCCUCCCGUAUUUGGUUGAGUCUGCCAACAAGCACAAAGUGGAUAAAGAAUCUCUCAAACCGUCUCCCGCCGGAACUGGAGGUCGCAUCAUCUUUGUCAGUGCAACCCUCCAUUAUAGAACGAUGCCCUUCCAGACGCAUGUGUCGGUGGCUAAAGCCGGUGUCGAUGCUUUGUCGCACAGCGUUGCGCUUGAGUUUGGCCCAUUGGGAGUGACUUCCAACAUCAUUGCCCCGGGCCCUAUUGCUUCAACAGAGGGCAUGGAGCGUCUUCUUCCCUCGGACGCCCUUGAAAGCUACACCAGGUCCCAGCCACUUGGCCGGUUUGGAUCCGUCCGUGAUAUUGCGGAUGCUACUGUGUAUCUCUUCGCAGACACGGGCAGUUAUGUGUCCGGACAGACUCUUGUUGUGGAUGGAGCAUCCUGGCGCAUGUCUGCACCAGGUGCAGCAUAUGGAAAGCUGGGGUACCCGGAUUUCCUUCUUUCGGGAGAGGCCGUUCCCAAUGUUACGGGACAGAAAAAGUCGAAGUUGUGA